CAAUGGCUGCAAUUGAAUUAGCAGCAUCCUCAAUUUUCUCAUCUCCUCCUCCUUCCUCCUCCUCUUAUCUCAAAUUCCCAUUGUUUCCCAAUUCAAUUAAACUCCAAAAUUACAACCAUUCCCUUAAUCUUUCUCUCAAAUCCAUUCUUCCUCUUCUUUCAAGAAAACAAUGCUCCCAACUUCACUGCUCAGCAGUUGAAGUCACUGAACCUGUAACAGUACAACAAGAAGAUGAAGAAGAGAAACCCCAGAAGAAUAAUCAAAGAAGAAAGCUUUUUGUUCUAAACUUACCAUGGUCUUUGACUGUUCCUGAUAUCAAGAACAUCUUUGCUGAAUGUGGAAUUGUUGAUGAUGUUGAGAUUAUUAAGACCGAAGAUGGAAAGAGUAGAGGAUUUGCCUUUGUGACAAUGUCUUCUGGGGAAGAAGCUCAAGCUGCAAUUGACAAAUUGGAUUCUUAUGAAGUAUCAGGAAGAAUCAUCAGGGUAGAAUUUGCGAAGCGAUUUAAGAAACCUCCAGGAGCUCCUCCUCCUUCAACUCCUCCCCAAGGGGAAGCACGACAUAAACUUUAUGUUUCUAAUCUUGCAUGGAAAGUGAGGUCUACCCAACUAAGAGAAUUCUUCUCUGCAAACUACAAUCCAGUUUCAGCUAGGGUUAUUUUUGACAAUGCUUCAGGAAGAGCUGCUGGGUAUGGUUUCGUAUCCUUUGACACAAAAGAACAAGCAGAGGCUGCAGUAUCUGCUUUAGAUGGAAAGGAACUGAUGGGCCGGCCAAUUCGCUUGAAAUUCAGUGAAAGGGAUGCUGAUGGAUCUGAAAACAAGGAAGAAGCACCGACUCAGGAAAAUCCUGAAGAGCCUUAGAUGACUCCCUUGAUUACACUUCUAUGGAUCAUCAAGGUCCUGUUUAAAUCAGACUUUUCUUCUACUUAUGCACAUAGUUGCUGACUGUUACAUGAUAACCAGAUUUUUUGUAGACUCCAAAUAUAUUUUAUUUGACGUGUUUGUUUGGUCAUACUUUGGUGGCCUUUUAUCUUGUUUCCCUGUUUAUUG
Molecule: messenger RNA, 1046 nt
Organism: Solanum verrucosum
Lineage: Eukaryota; Viridiplantae; Streptophyta; Magnoliopsida; Solanales; Solanaceae
Product: 28 kDa ribonucleoprotein, chloroplastic
Exons: 4
Coding region: 3-857 (284 amino acids)
Cellular component (GO): cytosol
Molecular function (GO): mRNA binding
Source: RefSeq, a predicted model, not a curated record